AGCACAUUCCCAAUUUCCCACUCAAUAAUCCCAUCCCCCCCUUUUUCUUUCUUUUUUUUUAAAAAAAAUUUUCUGCUUCUCUUUCGUUCUUCACAUUUCGAAAAUUCUCCCCUUUUAAUUCUCAAUCUGCAACUUCAGAGAAUUCAACAAUGGCGGCUUCAAUCAAUCAAUUAGGGUUUGUAAUUUUCGCUAUGAUUCUUGUUUCAUGUUCAAUCUCAGCAAUGGCGGAUUCGGAAUCAGCUUUUAUUGUAGCUCACAAGAAGGCUACCCUCACAAAGCUCACCAAUGGCGUUGAACGUAUCUUCGUUUCUAUCGACCUCUACAAUCGUGGAUCUUUAACUGUGUACGAUGUAAGCCUUGUUGACAAGAGCUGGCCUGUGGACUCUUUUGAUUUAGUCAGUGGAAACUUUUCAAGAUCAUGGGACAGCCUCGAUGCUGGAGCUAUUGUUUCUCACUCCAUUGAACUAGAGCCAAGAGUAAAAGGUCUAUUCCAGGGUAGCCCAGCCGUGAUUACAUUCCGCAUUCCCAACAAGGCUGCACCCGUGGUUGCAUAUUCUACCCCCAUUUACCCAUUGAACAUGCUUGCAGAUACUACACCAGAGAACAAGCUUGAAUUGGCAAAGAGUCUUCUUGCUCGAUUUGGUGCACAGUUUUCAGCAGUCUCUCUUGUAGCUUUGUUUGGAUAUAUGAUUGCUACUCCUAAGUCGAAUGCUGCUAAGGCACAAAAGAAGAGGCGAUGAAGCUAAAGCUCUAAUACGAUACAAAACGACUAACUGUUACGGCUUUGCAGCUGGCUUCUUCACUUGAUACGAGUCUUAAUUCUCUUCAAAGAUACCAAAAAUUAGCCAUUCUGGCUUCGGUGGCUUCUUUCUGACUCAGAUUGAAGGCUGCCUGUUGUAACUUUUCCUCAUGUCCUUAAGAUAGUGUUUUCAGUUUUAGUCUUACCUUUUACUCCCUCCGUCCGAUGAUAUAGUUCUUGUUUUCUAUUUUGGGGAAACAAAAUAAUGUUUCUAUAUUUUUGAAUAGUAUGCAAAGACUAUUAUACCCUCAUUUUGUUAACUUUAUUUAUUAUACAGCCUAAAUUACUCUUAAA
Chenopodium quinoa (quinoa) is the source of this 1093-nucleotide messenger RNA. Its product is annotated as translocon-associated protein subunit beta-like. Lineage: Eukaryota; Viridiplantae; Streptophyta; Magnoliopsida; Caryophyllales; Amaranthaceae. Gene Ontology annotation, cellular component: endoplasmic reticulum. The coding region runs from base 150 to 740 and encodes 196 amino acids. The transcript is spliced from 6 exons. The record is from RefSeq and is a predicted model, not a curated record.